Molecule: messenger RNA, 879 nt
Organism: Ostertagia ostertagi
Lineage: Eukaryota; Metazoa; Nematoda; Chromadorea; Rhabditida; Trichostrongylidae
Source: the annotation of a GenBank genome assembly
AUACUGCCAACCGAUGUGUUCUUUCUUCUGAUACAAUGCGCACUGCUCACCGUCAACUACAUUAUUGGAUGCCAGCUAAGCUUCCGUCGUCUCUACCACAACACAUACCGUAUCUCUACACAAUCAAUACUUUUGGAUGUUUGCGGAUUAUCAAUGAUGGUGAUCACUUAUGGUGCUUACGCGCUCGAUGGAAUUGGAUUUCCAUUCUUAAAGCUCAUGGCGCAGUUGUUUCGGGGAUUUGCCCAAAUGUUUUUCAUAUUUAUGGUACUGCUGCUCGGUAGAGGUCAGAAUGUGACCAAAAUGAAGCUGUCAAAAGUUGUACAAUAUUACGCUAUUCUGUUUAGCAUCCUUCUUUAUCACGUCCUAUAUAGGAAUGCUAUUCUGGGAAAUCAAGGGCUUCGAUCCGGCACUCGUGUACUUUCAAUCCGAGUCAAUACCAGGCUAUCUAUUAGCUGGUUGGAGAAUUGUCGCCUGGGUUUUUUCACUACAAAUUCCUACCUUACUCAGAGAGCCUAUCCAGGGAAGAGAAAGUUCUACUUCACAUUUGUUACUCUUCUGACGCCGUGGUUUUGGGCCGGUCCGAUCGUCCUCUGUAUAGCUAAUUAUGUGCUAGAUAAUUGGGUACGAGAAGGUGUUAUUAAUAUUGUUGAUAAUUGCGUCAUAUCGUACGGCUACAUUGUUUUUCUGUACAUAUCGUGGCCUUCUCACGCAAAUGCCAACUUUCCCUUCCAUAUUAGAACAACGCAGAUUGACGUCAACUUCGAUCCACAGAAUGCCUAUCAAGCCAAGGAUGAGUCAGGUACUCCGAUGCCAAUGGAUCCGAUGCGUCCUCAGAUCACGACAGCUCACGAUCAACCUGUUGAACAGAUGUCAAACUGA